AUGAACGAGAAACAAGUCGAUGAGAAGCAGGUGAUCGUCAACAGCGAGAGCCACGCAGAUAUCUCAAUCGGUGUCAUCGAGCCUCUCUCAGAAGCAGCCGAUGCCGACUUUGAAGAAGGACAAGUUUUCAAGCAGGUCAAGGAUGGAGUGAACUUUCGUACUGUGGGCUGGAAAAAAGCUUCAGUCAUUUUUCUGAAAGUCAUCUUUGCUACUGGAAUCCUGAAUAUCCCUACUGCGAUGUACUCCCUUGGCGCUGUCGGUGGCACACUUUCUGUCAUUGGCUGGACACUUUUGAAUACGUAUUGCGGCGUCAUUCUUGGAGAUUUCAGAAACAAUCAUAAGAACUGCCACAGCAUUGCUGAUAUGAGUGGUGUUCUGGGUGGCAAGAUAUUUCAAGAGAUUGUCGGGGCUAUUUUUAUAAUCGCAUAUGUUCUUGCCUCUGGUUCUGGGAUCUUAGGUGUCGCCGUGGCUUUGAAUGCUCUUUCGGAUCAUGCUACCUGCACUGUGUGGUUCGCUUUUGUAGGGAUGAUUUUGGUUGCUGCUGCUGCCAGUGUUCGAAAGCUGGAGAAGAUUGGCUGGCUUACCUGGGCUGGUUUCGUCUCCAUUUUUGUUGCAGUAUUUGUCGUUGUGAUCGGUGUCGCAGUGCGCAAGCGUCCAGCAUAUGCUCCUCAAACCGGUCCAUAUGAGCUUGGCUAUUAUGUCAUUGCACAACCUUCGUUCUCUGCUGGUGUCACGGCUUCUGCAACUAUCUUUGGAUCCUCUGCUGGCACUUCCGCUUUCCUACCCGUCAUUGCUGAGAUGAGAAAUCCCAAGGAGUAUCGCAAAGCUCUUUAUGCUUGUAUGAGCUUCGUGACUGUCACGUACACCGUCUUCUCACUUGUGGUAUACCGAUAUUGUGGCCAGUGGGUCACAUCACCAUCUCUUGGAAGCGCAGGUGGUAUCAUCAAAAAAGUCGCAUAUGGCAUUGCGCUGUUCGGUCUUGUCAUCUCUGGAUGCCUCUAUCUUCACAUCUGUGCAAAAUAUCUGUUUGUCCGAAUCUUGCGAAAUUCGAAGCACUUGCAACUCAAUACUACCAUUCACUGGGUUACUUGGCUCAGCUGCGUCUGGGGCUUGGCAGGACUCGGAUUUGUUCUCGAAGAAGCAGUCACUGUUUACAAUUGGCUCGCUGCAUUGUCUGGUAGUUUGUGCUUUGCGCCUUUAGCUUUGACACUUCCGGGACUUAUGUGGAUUUAUGAUCAUAAGUCUUGGGUAAAGGGAAAGCUAUUGCAACAAGUCAUGUACUGGCUCCACUGGGGACUUGCUGCUUUGGGUGUCUUCCUUAUGGUUGGUGGCACAUACGCUACAGCAGAGGAGAUCAAAGCCGCUUAUGCUACUGGGUCCCUGGGAUACUUGGUAGUAUUCUACAUCAUUCAUGUCGUCAUUUCAACAGGGUCAUCUAACGCAAUAUCCACAGGUGCCACUUUCAACUGCGCUGAUAAUUCUGCCACAACUUUAUGA
Molecule: messenger RNA, 1497 nt
Organism: Mollisia scopiformis
Lineage: Eukaryota; Fungi; Ascomycota; Leotiomycetes; Helotiales; Mollisiaceae
Exons: 6
Coding region: 1-1497 (498 amino acids)
Biological process (GO): amino acid transmembrane transport
Cellular component (GO): vacuolar membrane
Molecular function (GO): amino acid transmembrane transporter activity
Source: RefSeq, a predicted model, not a curated record